Symbiodinium necroappetens is the source of this 161-nucleotide messenger RNA. The record is from the annotation of a GenBank genome assembly. NCBI's taxonomy places the organism in Eukaryota, Dinophyceae, Suessiales, Symbiodiniaceae.
GUGAACGGAUCCCGGCUGGUCCAGAUCCGCGUUUUUCCCGCCAAUCGCAACACCACGCUCAACCGCUUGUAUCACAUUCAUGCCUUCCGGCAACCCUGCCCUCCACAGAGGGCCUUCUACGCCCCCGAUGUGCGACUCUGUGCCAUGACCUGCAACGACGG